Molecule: messenger RNA, 342 nt
Organism: Suillus subalutaceus
Lineage: Eukaryota; Fungi; Basidiomycota; Agaricomycetes; Boletales; Suillaceae
Exons: 1
Source: RefSeq, a predicted model, not a curated record
AUGGAGCUCUCUGCCUUUGCCAAGGUCCCAUUGUCCUGGGACCUUUGGCAUGCACGCCUUGGCCAUCCUGGAGGAAGUGCUGUCAAACGCUUGUCACAUUUUUUGAUUGGGACCAAAGUCGAUACCUCACGUCCACUUCGAACCUGCAAGCCAUGUGAUACCUCACGUCCACUUCGAACCUGCAAGCCAUGUAUCAUCGCCAAACACCCACACAAGCCAUACCAUGCAUCCUCGAUGCCACGCGCCUCCAAUAUCCUCGACCUUGUACAUUCAGACCUUUGCGGUCCCUUCCCUGUCAUAACUCCUCACGGCAAACACCACUUUGUGAUCUUUCUCGAUGAC